Molecule: messenger RNA, 2011 nt
Organism: Propithecus coquereli (Coquerel's sifaka)
Lineage: Eukaryota; Metazoa; Chordata; Mammalia; Primates; Indriidae
Gene: MVK
Product: mevalonate kinase
Exons: 10
Coding region: 11-1201 (396 amino acids)
Biological process (GO): isoprenoid biosynthetic process; cholesterol biosynthetic process
Cellular component (GO): cytoplasm
Molecular function (GO): ATP binding; mevalonate kinase activity
Source: RefSeq, a predicted model, not a curated record
CCCAGGAGCCAUGUUGUCAGAAGUCCUGCUGGUGUCUGCUCCGGGGAAAGUCAUCCUUCAUGGAGAACAUGCUGUGGUCCAUGGCAAGGUAGCACUGGCUGUGGCCUUGAACUUGAGAACAUUCCUCCAGCUUGAACCCCACAGCAAUGGGAAAGUGGGCCUCAACUUACCGAACAUUGGUGUCAAGCGGGUCUGGGAUGUAGCCAGGCUUCAGGUGCUGGACACAAGCUUUCUGGGACAAGGUGACGUCACAGCGCCCACCCCAGAACAAGUGGAGAAGCUGAAGGAGGUGGCAUGUUUCCCUGAGGACUGUGCUGUCACCGAGCGCCUGGCUGUGCUGGCCUUCCUUUACUUAUACCUGUCCAUCUGCCGGAAGCAGAGGGCCCUGCCGAGCCUGGACAUCGUGGUGUGGUCAGAGCUGCCCACCGGGGCGGGCCUGGGCUCCAGUGCUGCGUACUCGGUGUGCCUGGCAGCCGCCCUCCUGACGGCCUGCGAGGAGAUCCCGAACCCGCUGAAGGACGGGGAUGACGUCAGCAGGUGGACCGAGCAGGAUCUGGAAUUGAUCAACAAGUGGGCCUUCCAGGGGGAGAGAGUGAUUCAUGGGAACCCCUCCGGAGUGGACAAUGCCGUCAGCACCUGGGGAGGAGCACUCCGGUACCAGCAGGGGAAGAUCUCACCCUUAAAGAGGCCACCAGCCCUCCAGAUCCUGCUGACCAACACCAAGGUCCCUCGCAGCACCAAGGCCCUUGUGGCUGGCGUCAGGACCAGGCUGAUCAAGUUCCCAGAGAUCGUGGCCCCUGUCCUGACCUCCAUAGAUGCCAUCUCCCUGGAGUGCGAGCGCGUGCUGGGAGAGAUGGCGGCCGCCCCGGCGCCGGAGCAGUACCUCGUGCUGGAAGAGCUCAUCGACAUGAAUCAGCACCACCUGAACGCCCUUGGCGUGGGCCACGCCUCCCUGGACCAGCUCUGCCGGGUGACCAUGGCGCGUGGACUGCACAGCAAGCUCACUGGUGCAGGCGGCGGCGGCUGCGGCAUCACACUUCUCAAGCCAGGUCUGGAGCGACCCGAGGUGGAGGCCACGAAGCAGGCGCUGACUGGCUGUGGGUUUGACUGCUGGGAAACCAGCGUGGGUGCCCCUGGAGUCUCCGUCCACUCAGCCGCCUCCCUGGACGGCCCCGUCCGGCAAGCCCUAGGUGGCCUCUGAGAUGAGCCCAGGACACUGCCGCCCCUCCAGGAAACCCUUUCUGGAUUAUUCUGGGGGCUGGAUUUGGCCUCCGUGCUGGCCAGCGGGUGCCCAGCUCCUCUGUGAUGCCUUUGCUACGGCACGCGGCCCCCAGUCCCCGCGGUGGGACUCGAGUCUGCCCCGGGCUGGGCUGCCAGGGAGACGCGGUCUGCGUUCUCUCGCGCCAGCCAGGCGACGGGGCCCGGUGGGGUCCUCUGAGACGUCAGACCUGAGACACGAGGAGCUUCCCCACCUUCCCUGCGGCUCCCACAGACCCUUCUACUCUGGGCCCUUGCACCCUCACCCGCAGACUCCCUGGCCGGCUUGGUCGCAUGCCUGGAUGCCGGGGUCUGUCCUGAAGCAGCGUACCUUCUCUCUCCUUCUGCCUCGACACUUCCCUGUCUCCCAGGGCCCGGGCUGCCCCCACCUCCUCCAGGAAGCCCUCCCUGACCCCUGGCAGGCUGAACCUUGCCGCACCUCCCUCCCAUGGCGCCCGCCGUCUGGUCUGAAUCAUUCGGCACUUUCCACACCUGCACUUCUGUCCGGCUAGACGGGCCCCCCAGGGGCUGUCCGGGUGGGGGUCUUUGCCCUCUGCCCUCCAGCCCGAGGGGCGGCUGAACGAAGGCAGAACCAAUGUGCAGUUCCUUCCAGUCUGCACCUGAGGGCUUUGCAGAAAAGACGGCACAGGGGGAAUAAAACGACCUUGAGUAAACAGUGCUCUACUCCGUGUCCAGAAAGACGGGGCCGGGUAGACUCCAGCCCAUCGUGUGCCUUCCCUGUCCCCGUCCCCUC